Triticum aestivum (bread wheat) is the source of this 1679-nucleotide messenger RNA. Its product is annotated as protein N-terminal asparagine amidohydrolase. The record is from RefSeq and is a predicted model, not a curated record. Gene Ontology annotation, biological process: ubiquitin-dependent protein catabolic process. NCBI's taxonomy places the organism in Eukaryota, Viridiplantae, Streptophyta, Magnoliopsida, Poales, Poaceae. Gene Ontology annotation, molecular function: protein-N-terminal asparagine amidohydrolase activity. Gene Ontology annotation, cellular component: nucleus. The transcript is spliced from 9 exons. Bases 16 to 1374 code for a protein of 452 amino acids.
GGCUGCUUCCGGCCCAUGGACUUGUUCUGGACCAGGAUCCGCGAUGAUCGUAGUGGGCCGCUUUGGUGGACAGCAAGCAGCUGGAUGCUAGCACAUAAAAAAAAAACAGGAUUCCCUCAAAAAAAAAAAGGAGUGGCCGGCCAUUUCCUUGGUCGGCUCCGCGACCUCUGCUUCGCUCGGUCACACACCCCCACCAACUCCGACGGCGAUAAUGCUCCUCGUCGACGGCGAGCCCGUCCCCUGCUCCACCCCCGAGGGGAGCAGCGGGAGGGAGCUCGUGGCGGCGCUCAUGGGGAACCCCGGGCUGCGCGCCGCGUCCGAGCGGCUCAGGGCCGCGCCGGAGAGGCGGGUCCCGUCGGGGCCGGAGGGGCCCAGGCACGUGUACGUGUUCCAGCGGGAGUACGCCACGGUCGAUCCGGCGCGCGUCGAGGUGCGUUGUGCUCAGGUCUUCGAUCGAGCAGGGAUUGGGGAUCCUUGGUCCGAUCCGCGCCGUUUGAAUCAGUUGCGCGGUUCCGUGUUUUGCUGCCUCAGCGACGACUUUUCGUUUCCCAAUGGUGGAAAUCGUACCUGUGUUGCCUCCUGUUAGUGGGCACAGAUGAGAUGACUACAUGUGUGGGUGUUGCGAUUCGCAACAACAAGACUGGAAUGACUUCCAUUAGCCAUAUGGACUUCCCAAAGAUUGUAGAAGGAGGAUUCAAACAGAUGCUAGAAUUACUUGGUGAUGACGACGAACCAUUUGAUGUUCACCUGAUUGGUGGCUUCGAUGAUGCUUCUACAAAGGUAGUCUAUUCUUCUGGAGGAAAGCACAGCAUACAGGAAGGAUACUCCCAUCCACUUUGUUGCAAGAUAGUUGAAGUGCUGCAUAAAUCCCAGCAACGGUUCCACCUCCGGUCUUUCUGUGUCCUUGGGAUCAACACUAUGACUGAUUCUUACGGGAAUGCACGACCCAUAGUUGGUGGAUUUGUGAUGCAAACAUCAUCGGGAGUUGUUACUCCUGCAAGCUUUGACAUCACUUCAAGGUGUCCUGAUGAAAUAGUCAGAAGAAUUCGUGUGAGUGUUUCUUCUUAUGAUCCAAAUUGGCGAGGAAAGUUACUGGAGACUUACGACACACAUGCUGAUAUUUUCCAAAUUGCCCCUGCCUGCUGGAUGCCAGAUUGGGCAGAAAUGGCAUCCUCACUUAACCAGCUUUCAGACUCUGAAGUCCUGCUUCAAUGCUCCACCUCUCCAGCUGCAGAACCACCUCAUUUUGUGGAAACUGAGAGAAGGAUAUGGAAAUACUUGAUCGAGAACCCAGACUGGGAAGAUGCAUUUCCAAAGUACAAGCCCCGGGUCUUCCACUGGACGAAUGAUGGCAGGUGGUCAAGGCACUCUUAGCAUCAUCCUUUUCCUGUCUUGCCAUCCAUUGGUGCUCUACAAGCGGAGCAGUGACAGAUUAUGGUCACACCAGCACUUAUAUGAUCCCAUUCAUUUCGUCCAUUUCCAUACGCCUUUCAUCUUCAGUUAUCUCAUGCAUUAGCCAUGGGUGAUUCAGGAUUAUUCGGUUCUUCCGUAAAUGUAUGCUGAGAAACCGGUCUGAAGUUGAUGCAUUAAGCACGGUUUGUGUGUUGUGUGGUAGAUUCAUUGUUGGUUCAUACCUGACCUCUGAAAUUCGAUUUGGUCGGUUAAAUGUUUGCGUGCAA